Molecule: messenger RNA, 2140 nt
Organism: Acinonyx jubatus (cheetah)
Lineage: Eukaryota; Metazoa; Chordata; Mammalia; Carnivora; Felidae
Gene: ATP6V0E2
Product: ATPase H+ transporting V0 subunit e2
Exons: 4
Coding region: 119-364 (81 amino acids)
Biological process (GO): proton transmembrane transport
Cellular component (GO): proton-transporting V-type ATPase, V0 domain
Molecular function (GO): proton-transporting ATPase activity, rotational mechanism
Source: RefSeq, a predicted model, not a curated record
CCCCCUGGCGGCCCGUUCCUGCUGCGCAUGCUCGGCGCCAGCGGCCGGCGGGGACCCAGCACACCUGAGCGUCCGCAGCUCGGCCUGGCACCCCAGCCUGGGCGUCCCGCGUCCGGCCAUGACGGCACACUCCUUCGCCCUCCCGGUCAUCAUCUUCACCACGUUCUGGGGCCUCAUCGGCAUCGCCGGGCCCUGGUUCGUGCCGAAAGGACCCAACCGCGGAGUCAUUAUCACCAUGCUGGUGGCCACGGCUGUCUGCUGUUACCUCUUCUGGCUCAUCACCAUCCUGGCUCAGCUGAACCCCCUCUUUGGGCCGCAGCUGAAGAAUGAGACCAUCUGGUACGUGCGCUUCCUGUGGGAGUGACCGCCGCCGCUUUGGCCCCAGGUGCCCCAGUUCUCUGGAUGACUUUGGCUGUACUGUCCCUGAUGACCCCUUUGUCCCCACCUUCACAGCUGUAUCUGAGUCCCUCCAUGCUUCCCACCCCAGGAUCUGUCUGGUUUGGGGACCUCCUGCCUUCUCCAUCCAAUCUGGGCCUUGGGAAGCCCCAAGUUCAGAGUCAGGCUGGAGCAGAAGCUAUCCAGCCCUCAAACUCCCCCUGCCCCUCCCAAGUAGAUCCCGGCCAGGAGCUGACGGGGGGUGGGGGGACCUUUCUCUUACAAAUGUGGCAGCCCCAGAAAGGGCAUGUGUUCUAUGGAGAAGGGGGUCCAGCCUGGGAGGCGGGACCAGAGAGGAAGCCCUGGGUGGGGAGUCAGCUGGUCCUCAUCAGCUCUGCCACAGUCCUGCCCUGUGAUCCCAGGAAGCAUCUCUGCCUCUGUGGGCCUCCUCACCUCCUCACCCUGUGAGAUGGACGGAGGGCGUCCCAGAGGUCUUCCCUGGGAUUCUGUAAUUUUCAGACACUUACAGAUAUGGAAUUCCCUAAGAAAGUUGAAGUAAUGGAAAAACAUUCACACACAAAAAACAACAUAGUAAUUUGGGUCAGGAUUGAAAGCUGUAUGUUUACUUAGCAUUCUUUGUAGUUAUAAAGUCGCUUAAAUGGGCUUGCUCAGAAAGCUGUAUCUCCUUAGAAUAUCCUGUUCCAUCUUCCUUCCCUAUCUUGGCUCCUCCUCUGUGGAUAAGCUCCCUGCAGCCUGGAGGGCUCAGUCUGGGCACAGGCCCAGGACUGGAUUCCAUCCUUUGACUACAGUGGGGUGAGUUUCAGAGCCCCCCUCAUAGUAGCAGCUAGGUCACCCGGAGUUAGGGAGGAUGAACCUGGAGUUGGGGAGAGAUAGAUGCAGGUGAGGUUUGGCGGCACUGGGCCACUGGGUCCAUCCUGGCCCCUGUCCACUCCUGCUCUGGGAGCACCUGGCCUGACAAGGCAUGGAAAGCAGAAUGUGCAGGAAUCAGAUGAGAGGGAACCCAGGACCCCUGCCCAUACUCUCCCUCCUCCCAAGAGAAUUGAGGCUGAGACCUCAGGCAUUUGCCCAUGUCCCAGAACUAACUGGGGUCCCCUGAUCUGCCACGCUGCCUCCCUGGGGGAAGACACCAAUCUCCAAUAUUUGUUGAGCGUAUUUAUUUAAUAUUCUAUUUAGCGGGCAUUGUCUUUGGAACAGUGGUAGAAUGUGCUAUGUCUCACCUAGAUUUCUUGGUUCUGGGCUUGGCCUGUUGCUCAGAGCUCCCAACUGGGGCUUCCCUUUGACAUGCCAGCUCACCGCACCCCCUUUCAAACUCCCUUCCUGUCCUGACCCUCUGUGCCCCUCCUGGAGAGGGGGGGCUGUGGAGUGUGGAUUGUACUGAAAACCUGAUCCAUGACUAAUGAGCGGCAGCUAAGUCCUGGCUGAGGCCACGCUUGCUGGCCGCUGCCCCCCUGUCCACCCAGUUCGCAUGUGCUCAGUGGGUGGAUUUGGGGCACGGGAGAGACCGGCAGCCGCUUGGAGCCGCAGUUCUGGAUCGUGGACACUGAAAACUACAUUCUCCUGAGACCAGAAGGAGAAUACAGCCGUCCCAGGUUCUGCCCAGAAGCAGUUCCGGCAGGAGAAGGAAGAUGAUUGUUCCAGUGGAAGUCUGACCGGCCUCUUCUGUGCCCCAGAUACAGAGAGCACGGCGCCUGAGGGUGAGCAAUAAAGCAGGCCCCCCAAGUCUCCAGAGCGUGUCCUGCCUCAU